AUGGACUCAAUUAAUUCAGACCCUCCCUUUGAAGAAACAUACAAGAACCUAUUCAACAAAGCUCAAAAUCACAUUAACAAUGAUGAGUUAAUGGUGGAGGAAGAAUGUGAGCUUCCUUUGAUUGAUCUGAGCAGUUUAAACGAAAUUGACUAUGACGACGUGACGAGAGAAGAGUGCAAGUCUAUGAUAGCAAAAGCAUCACAGGAUUGGGGUUUUUUCCAAGUUGUGAAUCAUGGAAUUUCAAAUGAGAUUUUAAGGUUAUUAAGGUUAGAACAAGAGAAAGUGUUUAAAGAACCUUUUGAAAAGAAGAGAAAAGAGGAUAAGUUUUUGAGUUUUUCAGCUGGUAGUUAUCGUUGGGGAACACCAAGUGCUACAUGCAUUCAACAGUUAUCUUGGUCAGAAGCAUUUCAUAUUCCUUUGAUUGAUAUAUUAGGAAGAUCUACCGGAUCAAACACUCAUUUUAGCUCAAUAAUUGAACAAUUUGCUACCACAGUUUCAAACCUUGCACAAAUAUUAGCUGAUAUACUAGCUGAAAAAUUGGGUCUCCAAUCAACUUUCUUCAAAGAAAAUUGCUUGCCAAACACAUGUUAUCUUAGAUUGAACAGAUAUCCUCCAUGUUCUCUUGAUUUUAGAAUGCAUGGCCUAAUACCACAUACAGAUAGUGAUUUCCUCACCAUAUUAUAUCAAGAUCAAGUUGGAGGCUUACAAUUGGUCAAAGAUCGAAAAUGGUUCGCUGUUAAACCAAACCCUAACGCUCUUAUAAUCAACAUUGGAGACUUAUUUCAGGCUUGGAGCAAUGGAGUCUAUAAGAGUGUUGAACAUCGAGUUGUGACAAAUCCGAGAGUUGAAAGAUUCUCUGUGGCGUAUUUUUUGUGUCCUUCAAAUAACACCGUGAUAGAGAGUUGUGAAGAGCCUUCUGUUUACAAGAAAUUUAGCUUUGAAGAGUAUAGACAACAAGUUCACGAUGAUGUUCAAAAACUAGGUACCAAAAUAGGCCUACCUAGGUUUCUCAAAUCAUGA
Messenger RNA from Vicia faba (fava bean), 1020 nucleotides. The record is from the annotation of a GenBank genome assembly. NCBI's taxonomy places the organism in Eukaryota, Viridiplantae, Streptophyta, Magnoliopsida, Fabales, Fabaceae.